AUGAGCGCCGCUAAAAAAUACAAGUCUAUGGACACAGGUGACCAACUACAGGACACUGAGAACUACACAAACAAUCGUUUGAAGAAACAAACAGAUAACCACUUUUACAGUCCCUCCACAUCGGCUCGUUGUGCCUUGGGACAAAAUUUAAAUCAACCAUCAGCAACGUCAACUUCACAACUGCCGUUCAGCAUGAAUAAUACUAAUAACAAUUUGGGCGUAGGUAAUAACACUAACGGAGAAAGGCGUGCUAAUUUUUCGAUGUUAGAUGGGGCACAUAUGAACGAUCAUCGUUCAGCCACAACUACCUCAGCGUACUUCAAUAAGAUGGGUGCGAAUAAUGCCUCGAAGCCGGGAGAUGUUAAAAAAAUUGUUAUAAAAAACUUCAAGGUGAAACCUACACUGCCGGACAAUUAUUCGGAACAUACAUGCGAAAAAUUGCAAGAAGCAGUUGUCGCAAUUCAAUUAUCAAAACCGAUUAGGUACUCAUUAGAAGAACUGUAUCAAGCCGUAGAAAAUAUGUGCAGCCAUAGAAUGGAUGCGCAGUUGUAUGCAAAACUUAAAGAACUGACAGAAGCUCAUGUAAAACGUAAUGUCGAGUCAUUUACUGGCGGAACUAUGGAUAAAUUGAUUUUUUUGAAAAAGAUAAACGGCUGGUGGUUGUCGUUUUGCCAGCAAAUGAUUAUGAUGCGCAGUAUAUUUCUAUAUUUGGAUCGAACAUAUGUUUUGCAAAACCCUAUUGUGCACUCUAUAUGGGACAUGGGAUUGGAUCUCUUUCGCACUCAUAUAGCUAUGAAUGACCAAGUGCAAAAGCGUACUGUGGAAGGCAUACUUAUGUUAAUUGAAAAAGAGCGUACGGGUGACGCUGUGGAUAGGGGAUUACUUAAGAGCCUCGUUCGAAUGUUAUGUGAUUUGCAAAUAUAUGAAAUUGCGUUCGAAAGUAAAUUCCUGAUUGCAACCAAGCAACUAUAUCAGGCAGAAGGGCAGCGAAAAAUGCAAGAACUCGAUGUACCCGAGUAUUUGAGGCAUGUGGACAAAAGAUUGGCUGAGGAGAACGAACGCCUAUUACAUUAUCUAGACUCUAGUACUAAAUAUCCUUUGAUUUACACUGUAGAAAAAGAACUACUCGCCGAACACCUCACACAGAUUUUACAAAAAGGUCUGGACACACUCUUGGAAGAAAAUAGACUGAGUGAUCUCACACUGUUAUACAGCCUUCUGAGUAGGGUCAAAAACGGCACAGCCGAACUGUGUGGAAAUUUCAAUGGCUACAUUAAGAAAAAGGGACGCACUAUCGUCAUUGACCCAGAGAAAGAUAAAAGUAUGGUUCAGGACUUGCUGGACUUCAAGGAUAAAAUGGACGUGAUAGUGCGUAACUGCUUCGAGCAUAAUGAAAAAUUCACGAAUUCCCUGCGAGAGGCUUUCGAGUUCUUCAUAAAUCAACGAGCAAAUAAGCCGGCUGAAUUAAUUGCCAAAUAUGUUGAUAUGAAGUUAAGGGCUGGUAAUAAGGAAGCCACGGAAGAGGAACUGGAGCAGAUACUCGAUAAAAUAAUGGUGCUCUUUCGUUUUAUUCACGGAAAAGACGUGUUUGAAGCAUUCUAUAAAAAGGAUUUGGCGAAGCGUUUAUUGGUUGGAAAAUCUGCGUCUGUGGAUGCUGAAAAGAGUAUGUUGUCCAAGUUAAAACAAGAGUGUGGUGGCGGGUUCACAUCGAAGUUGGAGGGCAUGUUCAAGGAUAUGGAAUUGAGUCGGGAUAUAAAUAUUGCUUUUAAGCAGUAUGUCGCAAACAUGGAUCGGGAAAUAACGAGCAUGGAUUUGACUGUGAGCAUCCUUACUAUGGGAUAUUGGCCUACCUACCAGCUUACAGAAGUAACAAUGCCACCACAACUCGUUAACCCCCAACAAGUGUUUAACAAGUUUUACUUAGCUAAACACAGCGGACGGAAGCUGCAAUGGCAGCCAACACUAGGCAAUUGUGUACUAAAAGCUCAGUUCGAUGCGGGGCCGAAAGAGCUGAUGGUUUCAUUAUUUCAAGCGCUUGUGCUCUUGCUGUUCAAUGACAAAAACGCAUUGAGUUUCGAAGAUAUUGUUGCGGCAACAAAUAUUGAAGAUGGAGAACUGCGCAGGACAUUACAAUCGUUGGCCUGUGGUCGUGCGCGUGUUAUUUCUAAAACACCAAAGGGACGUGAAGUGGAGAACAAAGAUUUGUUCCAAUACAAUAAUGAAUUUACAAACAAAUUGUUCCGUAUCAAAAUUAAUCAAAUCCAAAUGAAGGAAACGACGGAAGAGCAGAAGGCUACAGAAGAGCGCGUAUUCCAAGAUCGACAGUAUCAAAUUGAUGCAGCUAUUGUGAGAAUAAUGAAAAUGCGUAAAACGCUUAGUCAUAAUUUACUCAUCGGUGAACUUUUUAAUCAACUUACAUUUCCCGUUAAGCCUGCUGACCUAAAAAAACGCAUUGAAUCACUUAUAGACCGCGAUUAUAUGGAACGCGACAAAGAUAAUCAAAACCAAUAUAAUUACGUUGCAUAAAUUUUGAUUUCGGCUGCGUAUAUCGAUUGGAACUGCUCGGAAGCACACCCCUUCUUCAUAAUCCCCAUAUUUCAUAUUAACAUUAUUUCAUUCGUAACCUGAAUCUAAAAGAAAAGAACUACCGAUUACUCACAUCAUAUCCUUUUGCUUUACAAAUGUAUAACAGUUUUAACGUCGUUAUAUAAAAAAGCAUGUCCGGCCAAAAUGAAAUCAUAACAUAAAAAAUAUUCUAAUCAAGAUAGCGUUAAACCAAAGUUCUAUUUUCUGGUUUGGUUUGGACGUUUUAGCAGGGUCUAGCACAGUAGAUGUAGAAGCCACGUUGAAAACACAAGGGGCAGUGGCUGUUUUGCCUAUGAUGAAAUGAAGUAUAUGUAUAAUUAGUUACUUUUCAUAAAUUUAAUAUAAUUUUAUCUAUUAAAAUGAAAUAUUAACUUCUUAUGUAUGUAUGCAAACACCUGUUGCUUUUGCUCCUCUUCUAAUUCUUGCUUUGUUAUGAUGGCAAUGCGGAGGAGUUAUACAAACGGCAAUGUAGAACAUUUGCAAAAAAGCACUUAUCAUUUUGAAUAUGAACGAAGUGGAGAAAGUAUGUAUGUAAAUGCUUAUGCAUAGAUACAGUUAGUGUUAAAUGAGUUUAUAAAUUCGCAGGAAUACCAUGGGUGGCAAACAAAAAACAAAAAAUUUGUUCCCUUUUGAUAAUUUAAAUCGUAGUUUAUUGCAUAUAAUAAAAAUAAAAAACAAUAUAAAUAUAUAUAAAUGUAAUUUUAAUAAUAAAAGUUUUCAGAACUUAAUAUUUGCCCAAUA
Rhagoletis pomonella (apple maggot) is the source of this 3327-nucleotide messenger RNA. RefSeq names its product cullin-4A (gene Cul4). NCBI's taxonomy places the organism in Eukaryota, Metazoa, Arthropoda, Insecta, Diptera, Tephritidae. The record is from RefSeq and is a predicted model, not a curated record. Gene Ontology annotation, cellular component: Cul4-RING E3 ubiquitin ligase complex. Gene Ontology annotation, molecular function: ubiquitin protein ligase binding. Gene Ontology annotation, biological process: ubiquitin-dependent protein catabolic process; DNA damage response; protein ubiquitination.